AUGAAGCUGCUGGUCGUGCCUCUGUCCCAGAUUCAUAACAACGCUCAGGUUUAUGGUUCGGUCAUAUCUGGGAUUCCAAAUCUACUGUCCAAGUUCGCGCUGAACGAGAGCGGCGGCAGGGCAGCGACGGCUUGCCGCGGGCGCCGCUUCGUCGGCGUGCGGCAGCGGCCAUUGGGGCGGUGGGUCGCGGAGAUCAAGGACUCGGCGCAGCGCGUCCGCCUUUGGCUCGGCACGUUCGACACCGCCGAGGAGGCGGCGCGCGCCUACGACGAGGCGGCCCACGCGCUGCGCGGCGAGAGCACGCGCACCAACUUCGCGGGCCGCGCCCGGUACUGCGGCGGCGGCGGCGGCGCGGCGAGGGCCAGGCUGAGCAAGAACCUGCAGCACGUGAUGGCGCGGGUGGCAGCCGCGGGCAGGGCCACGGCGUGCGCCGGGGUGGGCGAGCAGUUCGCGCUCGCCGCGGUGUUCCGGCGCUGCCAGCAGCCGGCGGCGGCCGCCCCCGCGCCGCCGCAGACGCCGCAGCAGGCUGAGGCCGCGCGUGCCGCCAAGCACGCGGUGCACCCGAGCUUCGUCGUGCCGAGGCGAACGGCGGCGGCGCCGCCCCCGUCAUCGUCAGCGCUUGGAGCCGGAGAUCCCUGGGGUGCCGAUGACGCCGCCGAGCUGCUGCGCGUGCAGGAGAGGUCGUUCAACUUGUCCUCGCCGUGA
Molecule: messenger RNA, 705 nt
Organism: Setaria italica (foxtail millet)
Lineage: Eukaryota; Viridiplantae; Streptophyta; Magnoliopsida; Poales; Poaceae
Product: dehydration-responsive element-binding protein 2B
Exons: 3
Coding region: 1-705 (234 amino acids)
Biological process (GO): regulation of DNA-templated transcription
Molecular function (GO): DNA-binding transcription factor activity; DNA binding
Source: RefSeq, a predicted model, not a curated record